Messenger RNA from Trichobilharzia regenti, 772 nucleotides. The record is from the annotation of a GenBank genome assembly. Lineage: Eukaryota; Metazoa; Platyhelminthes; Trematoda; Strigeidida; Schistosomatidae.
AUAUGGCAGGAUGAAUUUUCUUGUGUUCCUUGAUGAUUGUUUCUUGUUGGUGUUGUGACUCGACUUUAAACACUUCUGAUGAAAUUGUGAGGAUGUCCAUUAUUUUUGAAGACGGUAGGUGGGUAUUUGUCGUGGAUUCUCUCUCCUCAACACUAGAGUGCUGCAGUUUGUUUCAACUCUUUUAAACAAUGUCUACAGACAGUUUCUUUUGUAGGUGAUUGGGUCAUUGCUAAUGUAGCUGAGUAUUUAGUCUAUGCGCGUUGAUUUUCUAUAUAGUUGUAUUUCUAAAUUUCCUGUGUUAGUUCUCCUGAAGAUGUUUUCCAGCAGGACGACGAAAGCUCCACGAUUAAAACAACCGCCUCAGAGAACACAACUAGUUGCAAAUCAUCCACGUGAGCUACAAAUAUUCUCUAUUAUUUCCAAACGCUGAUCGUAUUCUCAGUGGGUUUUCUGCCCAAUGGAUCAUCAUAAUCUCCGGGGUAAUAAUUCUACAGCCAUGAGAAGGAUGGUCUGCGUUUAAUGAGUUAUGAAUCCAGUGCAGAAUGGCAAUUGAAAUCUGACAGUAUUGUAACCGAUAACAAUAGAAUAUGGAAAGGAUAUGACGAUUUCAAUCGAAGCCUCAAUAUACAAACAAAUGAAAUUUAUACAAAGAUGGAUGACAAGCCUUCUACACAAACAAGAAGCAUUUUGACAAAUCGUAACAUUCAAAACAACAGUUACAAUAUUCCAGGAAGAAUGUUAAAAUCCUUCAAUUAUGAAUAAUAAAAAAACG